AACCUGCUGUCUCAGUAAAGGAACUGGAGUGCAUCAAAGGUCCCGUAUUUCUCGAGAAGUUAUUAAUUUAGACCCAAAAUUCUAGUGGUGACCAAUUGUGGAAGAAUUUCCGAAUAUGUCUGCCGCGUCCUGUGACCUUAAUAGCCCGGUGGGCGCGGAAAAUCGGCUUAAACUGUCCUAGCUGACCACCAAUUCAAAAUGGCGGAGCGCAAAGAAGUAAACUUUUUGGCAGUGGCUGCUCCGUCCGACAUGGACGUGAUGGACGAGAAGACGGCCGGACUGGAGCGGCCGUUCCCGGCGGUCAGCCCGGGCGGCCAGAUUUCGGGGGGUCAUGAGCCAAAGGUGGUCAAGGUGGAGCCCAAGCACGAAGUUAUGAAGAGGGAGACAAUCAAGUUGUCUGCUGCUUGCCAUACCCUGGACAGUGUGCCAACCUCAAACCCAGUUGGGACAAUGAGGGUGUUUCUAUCAUCAACAAGCAGCUUGUCUUCGGUGUCAUCUAGAGACUAUGACGGACUAAAGCAGCAAUGCGAAAAGGCAUUGCACGAGCUGCAGACGCUGAAGCGCCAGAACGUCGAAACCGGUCGGCGCUUCGAGCACACGGCAAAGGAGCUCGAUUUGUACCGGAGCGAGCACCGAACCGCUGUCGCCCAGCUGGAGGCCGUCAACCAGGAGUCCAACAACCUGAGGAGCAAGUGCGCAGAACUGCUGAACGAUAAGCAGCGGGCAGAGAGGGAACUGCAGAACAUGCAAAUGAUCCUUGAUGAACAUCGCAAGGAGACGGUUGAGAUGCGCAGGGCACAGCAAGAGGCCUUGGGCAAGGAUAGCGGGGUCAACGACUCAAUGAAUCAGCACUACAUGAACACAUUGAGAAAGUGUGACAAGUUUAAGGAAGAUUAUGAGUCUCUACGCAAGAGGUAUGAGGAACUCAAAGGCAACCACUCGAUUACUGUUAGUAAAAUGGAAGCUGUGCAGGAGGAAGCCAGCCGAUACAAGUCUCAGUGUGAAGACAUUGCUGAAGAACUGAGUAGUGUGGUAAGAGAGAGGCAUGGACUGAAGCAGCAGUGCACCGCCGCUAUCAGGCAGUGGGACAUUGCGCUACAAGAGCGUAAUGAAUACAGGGAUGCUCUUGGAAAGAAUAAUUUAAAGGUUCAGCAACAGCACGAAGAGGCUGUUAAAGAAAUAAAUUCGGCGAUGGCGUUGCGCAUGAAAGCGACCAAAGAACUGAAACGAUUGGCUGACGAGCGCAACGCCGCCAUUCAGGAGUAUGCGCUGAUAAUGGGCGAGCGUGAUAUGGUGCACAAGGAGAUUGAAAAGCUCAACGACGACCUUUCAGAGGCCACUAAGAAGAUAAAAGCGCUAGAGGCUGGAAACAAAGAGUUUGGCGACGAGAAAAAAACGCUCUCCUACCAGAUCGAGACGCUGAAAAUCGAAAUAUCGUCAGCGCUUCAAGACCGGGACAAAGCGUUAAAGGAGUGCAAUGACCUCCGGGAAAAGUUUGGUGGCUACACAUCCAAAGAGGAGUCGAACCAAGAGAGUCUCAAAAGCAGACUGGAAUAUGACAUCUACAACAGAGAAAGUACGAGAAAAGAGAAUAACGAGGGAGCAAGCAGCUCUCGGGAUUUGUACAGCAAGGCCCAAAGGGAACGGAUGGACAAUCUUGACCAGGCCAACCAAGAGAUUGAUAGACUGCGUAAACAAGUGGACAAACUCCAAGCCGAAUUGCAAGUCAUGUGGACUAUAUAUCCUAUCAAAAAAGAGGCUAUCCAAGAAGCUGAAGUCUCCAAGCGUCGGCGCGACUGGUCGUUCAGCGAGCGUGACAAAAUCGUGCUUGAGCGCGAAAGCAUCCGCACCUUGUGUGACAGGCUGCGAAAAGAACGCGACCGUGCGGUUUCAGAUUUGGCAGAGGCGCUACGCGACUCCGACGACAUCAAGAAACAGCGUAACGAAGCCUCUAAAGAGCUUAAAGAGCUCAAGGAGAAGAUGGAAGUGCAACUGGAGAAGGAGGCACGCCUCAAGCAGCUGCAUGCCGUGGGACACAACCACAGCAGAGACUCGGCCAUUGACGCGGAUAUGCAGGAGUGGGAGACAGAGAGUUUUGAUAUAGACCUGAGUGGUCUAGCUACAGAGGACGACCUCGGCUUUGAUUUGACUGGCGGCCGUGACGACCCCCAGUACCCCAACGACAGCGCAAUCUACAUAUCUUCUGUAGUAAAGGGCAGCGUGGCUGAUGGAAAACUCAAAGCCAAUGACUGCAUGAUGAGAGUAAAUAAUUUAGACUGCACCUCUGUGAACAAGCACAUGGUCCUAGAAGCCAUGAGGACUGGCGGAAAUGUGGCUCAUAUCGUUGUUAGGAGGCGGAGAGGUAGCGCAAGGUGUCUCUACACCACACAGUUGCAGCUAAGCUCAAACAGAGACCACGGGCUCACUCUGGAGACUGGAAUUUACAUAAGUAAAAUUAAUCCAGGCUCCCUUGCUGCAAAAGAAGGCAACCUGGCUGUUGGCGACCGAGUCCUAAGUAUCAAUAGCAAAACAAUGGAUGGCGUCAAAAGUGUAUCUGAGGCUAUGAUGAUUCUCGCGGAGCCUGCUGACGUGUUGACCAUCACCACGCUGAAGGGCAUGCACUCUCCAAGUGCCCCCUUGAGCUCAAGCUCCAGCGGUCACAUCACUAACGAGGACAGUGCCUCCUACACGGCUAGCCCAGGAUCAAAUCGAGAGGUUGGCAGGCAUAGAAUGGUCAACAGUUGCUCUCAGACUGAGGAAGUAGAGAUCAGAAGGUACUUGACUGGCCAUACCACUAUGGAAGAGUCUCUGUCUGACCAGGCCAAGAAUAUUAGCAGUGCGUUUGGUGAGAGAGCAGUGUAUAAGGUGAGCGACAAGCCAGCUAGUUCGCUGAAUGGGAAAGCUUGGGAUAUGCUGGACAUGGUGGGAAAGCUGGUUGGCGUUGGCGCACGCAGAAACAGCAAGGAACGAAACGAGAAGAAACGGCUUAGCCAUGUGCCUGCCAGCUAUGAACGGGACAAGGAAGAUGCUCUCGCUGAGCUGGACCAGGUUAUAGACAGUGAACUGGACAAUGACCCAUAUCGAGGAGGCAAAACUGCUGUUGUCAAGAGGAGCAAGAGGAGGGAAAAGGAACUGGAGAAGAACAGAGGCACAUGGCCAAAGUGUCGCAAUGGGCCUGUCAUUGAGUCUGGCACUGGCACUAUCCUCCACCCUAGGAAGGUUAAGGGUCGCCUCCCGCUCUCUGUCUUGCUCAACAACCCUCCUAAGUACCCACCAGAUAACUACAAGGAGAACAACAAGCCAUCAACCAACGCUGAUGCGAACAAGCCUUUAAGCAACAAUCUACGAGAGCUGCCGUGCACAACUUUUACGAGUCUGGACAACUCAAUGAUGCAAUACAGCAAGUCGGGACAACUACUGGCCACCCAAAAGUCAUUCCUGCCUGCGCCGCAGCCUUUGAACUCUGAGCUCAAGUCAAGCAGCGAGCUUGAUCGCAACGAUCGCCUUAGCGCACUCACUCCGUCAGACACGUCCAUUGAUUUCUCAGUCAAGUCAGGCAUUGUUGACCAAGGAGUUCUGGAGUAUUAUGUUCAGAAAAAAAUGAGCAACAAGCAUUCGCAGAGUGAUACAGAGUCCAACCGCGGCCAUGUGGAUAGUCUACCAGCUUACCUGAAGGCCGCAAACACAGUGGAGCGAGUGUCGCCUCACAGCCGCAUUCAUUCACAUGGCUCCCCGACUGCGGUCCACGCGUCAUUGGUUCGGCCACCAUUUUCGCUGCCGCAGUUUGCCGCUCUACACGUUGGCCACCCUCACCCCCAUCCACACCCCACCAACACAAACCACACAUCAAGGUAUUACACCCCAAACCACAUGCAGUCCUCGCAGAGCGGCGAGUCGAUGUUGUCGGGGGACACCCGUCAAUACUGCUUUGAGCCUCCUUACAGCCCCUCGCCACAGCCCUUCAACCACUCGCACUCGCCCUCAGUCGAGUACAUCAAGCCGAGGCCCAUCAUGUCUGGCCACCCACACUCAAGCUACCGUGGUGCAGAUGAAAUACUCAAUCCUGGCUAUUGCUAUGAAGGUGGAACCUUUCCAAGAAAAAAGGAGAACCAGCGAAUUCGAAUCCCUUCCAACCAAAGUGUAACAAGUAAGAGCAGUGCUGGGAAACUUUCCACGGGAAGUAUUGAGAGGGCUGUGUCCGAGAGGGGCUCACCUAUGCCCUCCAUCACCGUAGAAGUGAUGACACACGGUGGCGAGUACGUCUCUAUACCCGAGUGCAACUGGUCUGCCCCUUAUGCUCCCGGAACAGUCCGAAAGAUGUGCAUUGACAAGCCCAUGGAGCCUUUGCAACUUGGAAUCCAGAUUUGCUGUCCCAAGAGUGGUGGCGUCUUUGUAUCAACAGUUAAUGAUCACAGUCUGGCCUCCAGGGUUGGCCUUCAGGUCGGUGACCAACUACUCGAAGUUUGUGGCAUCAACAUGAGGAGCGCAAUCUAUGAACUUGCUGCCAACGUUUUACGACAGUGCGGUACUCCACUCACUAUUUUGGUUCAGUACAGCCCAGAAAAGUACCACCGUUUGGAAGAGGGCAACAGCUCUAGCAGUGAAUGCGAAGAGCCAUCACGAUCUGGCUCGCCAACCCCGUGCAAUUCUCCCAAACCAAAGCACAAACCCUCUCCAGAGAUGCGAGGAGCGCCAAUGCUCCUUCCUCCCUCUGCCCACGGAACCUUGACCAGGCACCAAGUCAGUCAGGCCAUGUCCACCCUUACCAGGCAGAAUAUUCCCAAGAGUCAGCAUGAACCGCGCUUUGUCUUCCUUGAGACCAAAAAGUCAAGCAAUCUAGGCAUCAGCCUGGUUGGUGGCAACGCGGUGGGCAUCUUUAUCCACAGCGUACUUCCCAACAGCCCUGCGCACCAGGCUGGCCUCAGGAUGGGUGACCAGAUCCUUGAAUACAACGGCUCAGAUCUUCGCAACGCCACUGCUGAGGAGGCUGCUUUUGAGUUGGCUAAACCUGCUGACAAGGUCACCGUUUAUACGCAGUACAACUUGAAUCGUUAUAAUGAGGUCAAAGACCAGGCUUGUGACAGUUUCUACAUCCGAGCAAUGUUUGACCGUUGCUCGGACACUACAGACCCAUAUCUGCGCUUCAGGAAGGAUGAUAUCCUCUAUGUUGACAACACCAUGUUUAACGGUACGCCUGGUCAAUGGAGAGCGUGGAUGGUGGAUGAAGAUGGUCGCCAACAUACUUGCGGCAUCAUACCCAGCAAAUUUAAAGUUGAAGAAGAACUGUUGUUGCGACGGAGUUUGGGUGAUUUGGAAGGAGGUGACGCGCGGAGAGGAUCUACAACUGCUAGAAGGAGCUUUUUCAGACGGAAGAAGCACCAGCGGUCCUCUUCAAGAGACUCAAAGGAAUUGGCUAGCUUCUCUAACAGCAGUGCUGGUUGGUACAGUGACUCGGGCACGCUCAAUGAAGAGCAGCCGCUCAGCUCGUACCGUCGAGUGGAGCGCAUUGACUAUCCAGUUAUUCGACCUGUAUUGAUUGUCGGACCGCUAGCUGAAUUCGUUGUGGAAAAAUUGGUGCAAGAUUUUCCAGACAAGUUCUACCGAUGCACACCAGAGAUGAUGUACAGCUCGCAGGUGAUGAUGGAGAAGAACUUAAAUGAAGGCAUGUUCUGUGAGUACCGACGCAAGGGCAGCCAAUUUGAAUGCACCACUGUCGCUGCUGUAAAGGAAAUCUGUGAUAAGAAUAUCCAUUGUGUGCUGGAUGUUUCGCUUGAUGCCAUCCCACGCCUGCACCGGCUGCAGAUCUAUCCGAUUGUUCUGCUCAUUCGAUUCAAAUCAGCAAAGCAAAUCAGAGAGGUCAAAGACAGUCGCAUGAUGGAAAAAGUGUCUGCCAAGGCUGCCAAAGAGAUGUAUGAACACGCCGAUAAACUGGAAACUGACUGCAGCCAACUCAUCUCAGCUACUAUCCCUGGUGGGGUGAACGUGGCCUACAUGUGCACGCAAGCUAAGGCGGCCGUGGAAACUGAGCAGAACAAGAUGCUGUGGGUUCCAAGGGGUACCAUCUGACAGUUGGCUUCGCUGCCACGUGGAGCGGCCACCCGGCGCCUAGUCACUUUGGCCCAGGCCAGCCUCAGGUGGCGCUCUCUCUGAAUUCGCCGGGCAGCCAGCAACUCAAAUCCCUCAGAUUCGAGCUCAUUAACUCUAUUUCUCUCUAAACACACCAUUAAAAAUGAGAAAAAUGUCAGCGCUAUGCUUGAGCCUGACCCUCUAAACGAAUUGUAGACUUCGUCGCCCGCGUUCUAUGUGAUCCGCCAAAAUUUGAAAUUAUUAAGGCCUCUUUUGUCUGGAGCGGACGAGACCCAGUUGUUGCCCCUCUUAACCAAUAAUUAGAUGAGCUUCCAUUGAAUCCAUUCAGUUUUGUGGGCUUGCAAGGAACAGAUCCCUGCCUCGCCCUUUCCACUGUGGAAACAUUGAUUGAAAAUAUCUUAGAUAGCGGCUGCAUGCCCUCUCACGAAAUAUGAAAAAAAAAUGAUUGUGAUAGAAGUUGCUCCAGUGUAUUAGCCAAAUUCUUCUCAAAAUUGUGGCGGCUAGGCUCAAUUGGAAGUCGCCUCUUGCCUCUUUUAACCCUUCUAACCCCGUCCCCUUGUGCUUUGCGCAAACCGCCGAAGUUGGCCUGGUAUUUUUGUGGCAUUUUACUCUUAUUCGAGGCAGAGCAGCGAAUUCAACUUCUUAAAGCAGCUAUGUGUUGUUGAAAACAAGUUAUUGCAAAAGCAGUUUGAUCAAGUAUUUGGACAGCUGUCUGCUGUUGAUGCUCAUAGAGAAAAGUUUAAAAUUUUUGACAGCUCUUGAUAUUCUCCAACGAAUUUACAGAAUAUACAAGACCCUUUAAAAUUUCAACCGUACGUAUUUAUCCAUGGAUAUAAUAGCUUUAACUAUGUCUUAGAAACAAUUACAUUGAUUGAAAGCAAUAGGCCCAAUGUAAAAGUAAUGUCUCGGGUCCCAAAUUUUUACAAGCACGUUAUGCUGCUGCAGAAUUUAAAGCACCGAGUUUCUCCGGGUUGACACACUUGGAAAGCGUUUUUUUUUCUCUGAGAGUCAAUAAACAAGAAAGAUUGUAAAGCAUUCUGCAGCUUUUUGGAUGAAGGCCUACCUACCAUAAAGUAUUUCGCCCGGAUUAAAACUAACUUGUGAAUUGCUCCAAAGGGCAUUUUUAUGUUGAAAUCUGCUCGUGCAUUUAACCGAUUUUCCUUGACUAAUCAGCUCUUUUGUAUUUAUUAAUCGACACUUUUACCUUUUGCUCUGUGAUUAUCGGUUGCUUGAGUGCACAAUAAUUCAGUUUAUACGCGCACUUUCGGUUUUUUACUGUAUCUUUUGUAUACUCUGACCCAUCAAAAGUUGAAAAGUGUAUUAUACCAAGUUACACAGUUAUUAUGGUUAUAUUAUGUAUACUCCUUAUGUAUCUAUACAUGUAUGCAAGUAUAUAGAUUGUUUCGAUGAAUAGCUUUUCAUCAGUGCAGGCAGGCGCAUGAAGUUUUGCAAAGCAGAUCCUAGACCGACAGAAUUUCACCCUGUGGAUUUGUUGAUCAUGUAUUAAACCAAUAAAAGACUGUGGGUUGUAAUCUUAAAAAAAAAA
Molecule: messenger RNA, 7633 nt
Organism: Cloeon dipterum
Lineage: Eukaryota; Metazoa; Arthropoda; Insecta; Ephemeroptera; Baetidae
Gene: Dlg5
Product: Discs large 5
Exons: 25
Coding region: 199-6066 (1955 amino acids)
Biological process (GO): negative regulation of hippo signaling
Cellular component (GO): plasma membrane
Molecular function (GO): protein binding
Source: RefSeq, a predicted model, not a curated record